GUUAUGAAGCGUUCUUGAAACGUUGCGUCGAUGACGGCAUCAAGAUUUGGUCCGAGGCCUGCGUGCCGCCCGCGUACCUCGGGCCGCUCCCGGACAACACGCGCUACGUGCUCAUCCUGCGGGACCCGCGCGCCGUUGUCGUCAGCUGGGCUCAUUACAAAAACAAAGGACUCGUGAAAGGGAACGUCACCGAGAGCUACGUCACUAAAACGGUGCCGCAGUGCGCCGCGAUCGUGUCGCUCCGCUACUACUGGCACGACGAGUUGCUCCGGCGGACGAACCCGAGCCUGAUUCUGUUCUACGAGGAUCUCGUCGCGAACCCCGUCGACGAGUACUACCGGCUCGCGUCGUUCCUCGACGUCAACCUCGAGCCCGACGUCAUGUUCGGCGUCGUCGACCAGACGUCGGCCGCGUCCAUGAGGAAGGACGAGGAGCACCACCUGCUCCCGGGCCCGAACAGAGCCUCAUCGGACAAAGCGAAGGUGCGGUCCGCGACGCCCGACGCGUUCCGCGAGGAACUUUCGGCCCGAGCCUGGGCCAAUAUUACGGCGGCGAUGGCGCCGCUCCUCCACCCGGCGCUGCGGAUGAAGUGGCUCUACAACGACCUCGAUGUGAAGUUCCUGGGGCUCAAGGAGCACCAACGACGCCACUAG
Messenger RNA from Aureococcus anophagefferens, 653 nucleotides. RefSeq lists its product as hypothetical. The annotation marks the transcript as partial. The transcript has a single exon. Lineage: Eukaryota; Pelagophyceae; Pelagomonadales; Pelagomonadaceae. The record is from RefSeq and is a predicted model, not a curated record. Gene Ontology annotation, molecular function: sulfotransferase activity.